GAUAUGAGCAGUUGGCAAGUCCUACAUAUAUAGUUUCUGAUAGUAGAAAAAACCAUGCCAUCUAUACCAAAUCAGAAUAUGAUGUCAUAAAAAAAAAUGGAUGAUUUUAACGAAUUCAUUCUAUAAAUAACAUCUCAAACCUUUCCAACUCCUCCACAACAUAUAUCUCUCAUACUUAUGGCAUCUUAUACUUCUCCACUACUUCCAUUUCUACUUGUCUUCACAUCCUUACUAGCAUCUGCAUCCGCUGCACAGUACAAUGUGGUCAGUUAUGGAGCUAGAUCGGACGGCAAGACCGACUCAACCAAGGCCUUCAUUGCAGCAUGGAAUCAAGCCUGUGGCUCCAAAGACCCAACCACCAUUUAUGUCCCUAAAGGAAGGUUCUUUCUUGGCAAGGUGGUGUUCAAGGGACCUUGCAAGAACUCUGCAAUUGUUGUUCGUAUGGACGGCACCCUGGUGGCUCCUUCUGAUUAUAAUGUGAUUGGAAAUUCUGGCUACUGGGUCUUCUUUCAGGAUGUCAAAGGAAUCACGGUCUCGGGAGGAACACUCGACGGUCAAGGCAAAACCUUGUGGGCUUGCAAGGCUUCUGGGAAAAAUUGCCCCGUUGGUGCUCCGUCGAUGUACUUUGCGAAUUCAAGCAACAUUGUGGUCAAGGGAUUAACAUCACUCAACAGCCAAUUUUUCCAUAUAGUCAUCGAUGGCUGUCAAAACGCUUGGCUUCAAGGAGUCAAGGUGUCUGCCUCAGGCAAUAGCCCUAACACGGAUGGCAUUCAUGUCCAGUUAUCGAGGAGUGUCACAAUCUUAAAUUCCAGGAUUGCAACCGGCGAUGAUUGUGUCUCCGUUGGUCCUGGUACUACCAACGUUUGGAUCGAGAACAUAGACUGUGGGCCUGGUCAUGGAAUCAGCAUUGGUAGCUUGGGCAAGGGCCUUCAAGAGCCAGGGGUCCAAAAUGUGACAGUUAAAACAGCUACAUUUACUGGGACACGUAAUGGGGUGAGAAUCAAGUCUUGGGGAAGACCCAGUAAUGGUUUUGCCAGGAACAUUGUUUUCCAACAUUGUACCAUGAUCAAUGUCCAAAACCCAAUCCUGAUAGAUCAAAACUACUGCCCUAACAACAAGGACUGUCCUGGACAGGUUUCUGGGGUUAGAAUAAGUGAUGUGACAUACCAGGACAUCCAUGGAUCGUCUGCAACAGAGGUUGCAGUGAAGUUGGAUUGUAGCAAGAACCGUCCAUGCAGUGGUAUUAAAAUUGAAGAUGUGAAGCUUACGUACCAGAACCAACCAGCUGAAGCCUCUUGUGUAAAUGCAGGUGGAACCACUUCUGGUUUAGUUCAACCAGCAAAUUGCUUGUAGGGGACUACUGAGUAUAUUAUUAGAAAUUUAGAAAAUAAUUACCAAGCGAAUGUAGAAAAAACAUUGGGCGUCCUAAUUGAAUGUAAGGACCGAGCCAAUUGUGGAAUAUUGAAAAUUCUAGUCAUUUAUAAGGUGUUGCGAUAGCCUACUGCCUAAGCCUGUGGCUUUCUAUGUCCCAUUCGGGCCUUGCAGGUCUACAAUGAAAGAAAGCCAGUCCCAUUGCUAUUCCUACAGAGUUUGAGUUUAUAGCUUUCAGGCAAUAUAAUGUUGAAACUAGUUCUCUUUGACUGAGAAGUUUUAUACGCUCAAGGAAAAGUAAGACUCUAGUUUUCCUUUUGGACUUUGCUUCGAUGCUUUUGCUAGUUUAAAUUGGUUAAACAUACCACAUCAUGUAGAUGUAAGAAUCUAGAUCCUUUUUUCUACGAAUCUCCAUCGAUACUUUCAAGCAUUCAAGUAAAUGGUUGAUUGAUUCAAUAAGUUUUUUGGCAAGGUAUUCUCAAUUUUAAAUUUUGAAUUGAAUUCACUUGAAACAGUGCAAUUUCCACUGGUAUUCAUUCCAUACAUAACACUAUCUACAAACAAACAAGGCAUUCAUAUAAACUUAAGUCAUUUAGAACACUUAAUAGAAUAUCAAGCAUAUGAACAGUCAAAGCUAAAGCAUAUGCCCAACACAGGAAAGAGGA
Tripterygium wilfordii is the source of this 2036-nucleotide messenger RNA. RefSeq names its product polygalacturonase-like. The transcript has 4 exons. Bases 178 to 1353 code for a protein of 391 amino acids. Gene Ontology annotation, biological process: carbohydrate metabolic process. The record is from RefSeq and is a predicted model, not a curated record. Lineage: Eukaryota; Viridiplantae; Streptophyta; Magnoliopsida; Celastrales; Celastraceae. Gene Ontology annotation, molecular function: polygalacturonase activity.